AGCAGGAGGCAGCCAGCGGGCACAGCUCGGCAAAGAGAAAAGAGGAAGAGGAAGAAAAGAAGAAGAAGAAAAAGAAAAUUGCCCACCAUGAAUGUUCAGCCAACGGUUGUCACUCAGCCACAGGUGGUGGUGAUGGUCCAGCCCAACAGAAACCAUUGGCAAACAGACUUAUGUGACUGCUUUAGCGAUUGUGGAGUCUGUCUCUGUGGAUUGUUCUGCUUCCCUUGUUUGGCAUGCCAAGUUGCUGCAGCUAUGAACGAAUGCUGCUGCUGUGGCCCAACUGUUGCCAUGCGAGCUGUCUACAGGACAAAAUACAAUAUCCCUGGAUCCAUCUGUGAAGAUACCUGCGUUGUGGAGUGUUGCUCCGUUUGUUCCCUCUGCCAAAUCCAGAGAGAUAUCAAUAGAAGGAAAGCGAUGGGGAUAUUCUAGAAGACUUCAUCCUAAACUCCUUUACAUUUGUCCCUUUUUUUCAUUAGAAUUCUGAGAAGUAAGAUGCGUUAAAGUAGCUUGUAGGAAGAACCAUUAUUUAGAGGCACCCUUGCUUUAUUCUUUAACCCAGAAAUUAAAUUUUAGUAGUGAUUCAGAGCUCAAAAUCCAGUCACAGAAAAACUUGCUUUUGUUUGUCCUGUCCUGUCCUUUGAUUUUUCUUCCUAUUUCUUUUAAAAUGGAAAAGAAAAAAAUUUGGUUGCUGUUGCUAUUAAACAAAUAGGGGGGGAAAAACCCUACUAGACCUUUGAAAAUUUAUUCAUGGAUCUACCCUUCUGCCUUUCCUGUUUUAAGGCUACUGGUGAUUUUGGUUUGCAAGAUGUAAUCACUGGAGAAUAUAAGGUAAAAUUAGCCAUAACCAGCUUACCUGAAAGUGUUUGUUCUCCAGAAGCAGGCGACUACUUGGCUAGGACUACUGGAGCUCUUAAUAAAAGGAAC
Messenger RNA from Pantherophis guttatus, 924 nucleotides. RefSeq names its product placenta-specific gene 8 protein-like. The record is from RefSeq and is a predicted model, not a curated record. Lineage: Eukaryota; Metazoa; Chordata; Lepidosauria; Squamata; Colubridae.